Molecule: messenger RNA, 1892 nt
Organism: Cucumis melo (muskmelon)
Lineage: Eukaryota; Viridiplantae; Streptophyta; Magnoliopsida; Cucurbitales; Cucurbitaceae
Product: rab GTPase-activating protein 22-like
Exons: 12
Coding region: 326-1654 (442 amino acids)
Biological process (GO): activation of GTPase activity
Molecular function (GO): GTPase activator activity
Source: RefSeq, a predicted model, not a curated record
UGUUCAAAGGACAUUGUUUGUAGUCCAACCCAUUUAGACGAGAAAGUCUCUAAAAUUAGUCAAAAAUUAGUAGGAGGAGAGGAACACAGGGUUUUCAUCAAAUCAAUCUUCGUCGACCCAUAAAUAUUUCAUAAUCCAUUCGUCUUCCCCAUUCCUCGCAUAAUUCAUCGCUUUCUCAAUCUUUCCCAAUUUCUCUCUCAUUCUUUCCAUUGCCUCUUCAAUCCUCUUCUUCUAACAAGAAAAUUACCGAGGAACCUUUUUGACUCUUCUUUCACAUACUCCUUUGAUUCCUUAAAUCGCUUGUAAUUAAGGCUAAUUGAUUUGGAUGCUUGGUUGCGUGAAGUUAUCUGGGAUUCUUAUGACGAAUACUGCAGCCGCAACUGAGCUGGAUGCAUUUUAUCCAAUCAGACCUGAAUGCCAAGCAGAUAUUCCGAAGACCCGCUUUAAAAUUAAGCCAGGGAAAACUCUUAGUGCAAGAAGAUGGGAUGCAGCAUUUUCUAAAGAUGGCCAUUUGGAUAUAGCCAAAGUGUUAAGACGAAUUCACCGUGGGGGCAUUCACCCUUCUAUCAAGGGUGCAGUUUGGGAGUUUUUGUUGGGUUGUUAUGAUCCUAAUAGCACAUUUGAAGAAAGGAAUGGAAUCAGACGACAACGUAGGGAGCAAUAUGGCAUCUGGAAAGAUGAAUGCCAAAAGAUGGUUCCAAUUAUUGGUACUGGAAGGUUCGUUACAACGGCUAUUGUCACUGAGGAUGGACGGCCAGUAGAGGAGGAAAGAAGCAGAAAUUUACAAGAAAUAGAUACCGUGGGCACAUCCUCCAGAUCUUCUCUAGAUGCAAACAAUUCUGCUUUAGACAAGAAAGUUACUGAAUGGAAGCUAACCUUACAUCAGAUAGGUUUGGAUGUAGUUCGUACAGAUCGAGCUCUUGUAUAUUAUGAGAAUGAAGCUAAUCAGGCAAAACUUUGGGAUAUUCUUGCCAUUUAUGCUUGGAUUGAUGGUGAAGUUGGUUAUAUGCAAGGGAUGAAUGAUAUUUGCUCGCCAAUCAUAAUUUUACUCGAAAAUGAAGCAGAUGCUUUUUGGUGUUUUGACCAUGCAAUGCGAAGACUGAGAGAAAACUUUAGGUGCAGUACUGGUACAAUAGGUGUGCAGUCUCAGCUGAGUACAUUAUCACAAGUAAUUAAAAUUGUUGAUCCUAAGCUUCAUCAGCAUCUUGAGGAGUUAGAUGGUGGAGAGUAUUUGUUUGCAUUUCGGAUGUUGAUGGUGCUUUUUCGCAGAGAGUUCUCCUUUGUGGACAGUUUAUAUCUUUGGGAGAUGAUGUGGGCCAUGGAAUACAAUCCAAAUAUGUUCUUAUCCUAUGAGUCGGGAUCUGCUUCAAAGGGAGGAGCGGGAACCAGUGGGAACGACAAACACCUAAAACAAUAUGGCAAAUUUGAGAGGAAAAAUGUGAAGAUGGGAUCCAAUGACCAGCAACUUCCACUUCCAGUUUUCCUAGUUGCAAGUGUUCUUGAGACCAAGAAUAAGCGAAUUCUCAAGGAAGCCAAAGGUUUGGAUGAUGUUGUAAACAUCUUGGGUGAUGUAACUGGAAAUCUGGAUGCCAAAAAAGCUUGUAAUGAGGCAUUGAAAUUACAUAAGAAGUACUUGAGCAAGAUCAAGAACUGACAAAUGAUGCUUAAGGCUCAAGUGGUACAAAAAUGAAAGCAAGAUGAUUGCUAUUUCAGCAAUGGGUUCAGUUUUUCUACCAUUGUUAAAAUUCAUCAAUUCUCAUUCUAUUCCCAGUUACCAUUCUAAGGAAAUGGUGGGAAAAUUCCAAGUUUGCUCUGUAUAUAUGUGAGAUGUUUGCGUUCUGUGACUUUUAGCCCUUUGGAUAUUAAUCUCUCUCCUUUUAAGUCUUCACUCA